Apis cerana (Asiatic honeybee) is the source of this 4001-nucleotide messenger RNA. It is a transcript of the gene IntS11, whose product is annotated as integrator complex subunit 11. Gene Ontology annotation, biological process: snRNA processing. Gene Ontology annotation, cellular component: nucleus. Gene Ontology annotation, molecular function: RNA endonuclease activity. The record is from RefSeq and is a predicted model, not a curated record. Lineage: Eukaryota; Metazoa; Arthropoda; Insecta; Hymenoptera; Apidae.
CAAAAAAUUUAGAGGUUAUGUAUAAGAACAAUUGCCAGAAAGCACACGUUAAUAACAUGAUCCAACAAGAAUUAAUGUUUGGAUUUAGUUUACUUUUAAUUAUAGAAAAAUAACAAAAUGAAAGAUCAUUGAUCGAUAUUUAUGCAUUAACUAUAUAUUUAAUAAUAUAUAUCGAAAAACACUUUUAAAUUGUUUAUCAGUCAAAAGACUGAUAGAUAUAGGAAAAUGCCGGAUAUUAAAGUUACACCUUUAGGAGCUGGUCAAGAUGUUGGAAGAAGUUGCAUUCUUGUAUCAAUGGGUGGAAAGAAUAUUAUGUUAGAUUGUGGCAUGCACAUGGGCUUUAAUGACGAAAGGAGAUUCCCAGAUUUUUCAUACAUAAUCCCUGAAGGUCCAGCAACUAAUUACAUAGAUUGUGUGAUUAUUUCACACUUUCAUUUAGAUCAUUGUGGUGCUCUUCCAUAUUUUACAGAAAUGGUAGGUUAUACUGGACCAAUUUAUAUGACACAUCCAACAAAAGCAAUUGCACCAAUUUUACUUGAAGAUAUGAGAAAAGUUGCAGUAGAACGUAAAGGAGAAAGCAAUUUCUUUACAUCACAAAUGAUAAAAGACUGUAUGAAAAAAGUCAUUGCUGUUACAUUACAUCAAUCUGUAAUGGUUGAUUCAGAACUAGAAAUAAAAGCAUAUUAUGCAGGACAUGUACUUGGUGCUGCAAUGUUCUGGAUUCGUGUUGGUUCACAAUCAAUUGUAUAUACAGGAGAUUAUAACAUGACACCUGAUAGACAUUUAGGUGCUGCAUGGAUAGAUAAAUGUAGACCAGAUUUAUUAAUAUCAGAAUCAACAUAUGCAACAACUAUUAGAGAUUCUAAGAGAUGUAGAGAAAGAGACUUCUUAAAAAAAGUUCAUGAAUGUAUAGAUAGAGGUGGCAAAGUAUUAAUCCCUGUAUUUGCUCUUGGACGUGCACAAGAAUUAUGUAUAUUGUUGGAAACAUAUUGGGAACGAAUGAAUCUAAAAGUUCCUGUAUAUUUUGCUUUAGGGUUAACUGAAAAAGCUAAUAAUUAUUAUAAAAUGUUUAUUACUUGGACAAAUCAAAAAAUCAAGAAAACUUUUGUACAAAGAAAUAUGUUUGAUUUUAAACACAUAAAGCCAUUUGAUAAAGCAUAUAUUGAUAAUCCUGGAGCCAUGGUAGUAUUUGCUACUCCAGGUAUGUUGCAUGCAGGACUAUCUUUACAAAUUUUUAAAAAAUGGGCUCCAAAUGAAGCAAAUAUGGUUAUUAUGCCUGGAUUUUGUGUGCAAGGCACUGUUGGACAUAAAGUUUUAAAUGGUUCUAGAAGAAUCGAAUUUGAAAACCGACAGAUUGUAGAAGUUAAAAUGGCAGUAGAAUAUAUGUCUUUCUCUGCUCAUGCAGAUGCAAAAGGUAUUAUGCAAUUAAUACAAUAUUGUGAACCGAAAAAUGUUAUGCUUGUACAUGGUGAAUUUGCUAAAAUGGAAUUUCUAAAAGAAAAAAUAAAACAAGAAUUUGGAACUAAUUGUUAUAAUCCUGCAAAUGGUGAAACUUGUGUUAUCACAACUAUUUCCAAAGUGCCAGUAGAUGCCUCUUUAGCAUUAUUAAAGGCUGAAGCAAAAAAAUAUUCAGCUUUGCCACCAGAUCCUAAGCGACGAAGAUUACUCCAUAGUGUUUUAAUGUUACGAGAAGAUGGAGUAUGUCUUGUAGAUGCAGAUGAAGUAACAAAAGCUGCAGGAAUAACAAAACAUAUAGUACGAUUUACAUCCACUGUACAAGUAAGAGAUCCUGGUCCUGCACAUUCAACAACUUUGAAAUUAUUGCAACCAUUGAAAGAAAGAUUAUCAGGUUGGACAGUUCAAUUAACAGAUGGAUCGAUAUCUGUUGAAUCUGUUUUAGUAAAAGUAGAAGGUGAUGAAGAUGAUCAAAAAAGUGUGUAUGUAUCAUGGACAAAUCAAGAUGAAGAUUUGGGUAGUUAUAUUUUAGGAUUUUUACAAACAAUGUUGAAUUAAAAAAUGACAAACUAUAUUAAAAAUAAAAAUAAUAUUCAUUUAAUUGAUAAAUGAUACAUAGAAUUUUAUAUAAUGAUAUUGCUACAAUAGACGUUAUAUAUAGAUUAUAAAUUUAUUGUAAUAAAAAUUUUUUUAUUAUAAAUAUUAUAUUAUUUAUUAAUGAUCAAAAAUCAUCAUUAUAUAAUAAUAAGUAAAUUGUUUUAUAAUUUUUAGUAAAAAUAAAUUUGAUAAUUUAUAGUAACAAAUUAAUUGUUUAUUUCUUUUCUUAUUUUUUUUUUAUAUGAAUAUUUAAAAUAUAAUUCUUUUAAUAAUAUGAAUAUAAUAUAAUAAAUUUGCAUAAUACAAUUUUAUACUUUUUAAAAUUAUGAAUUGAAAUUACAUAUACAUUUUAUAUUUUUUUAAAUUAAAUUAUUUCACAUUAUUUUAUAUUACAGUUUUCCUAAUCUUAUGUUUUCUCAUUUACAUUAUGAAUAUUCAUAUAAAUGAAAUAUUUUCAUGAAAUGAAAAUAAAUCUAAUAUUCAAUGCACUUUUUUAUUUCAAGCCUUGAAAGUAUUAGAAUUUUUAUUCUUAUAUAAUAUUUAUACAUUUGUCAAUUCCCUUUUAUCUUUCUUUAAUGUCAUUCUUAACAUUACUAAUUUAAUUGAAAAUAAAAUUGUAAUGCUAAUAAUAUGUAGAAAUGUUUCACAAAUAUUUUAUAGAUUACAAAUAGUGAAAGAAUUCAAUAAAUGAAUCUUUGAUAACUUUAUUUUUCAGUAAAAUUCUUUUUUAUUAAAUUAUACUUUCAUUUAUUUAAAUUUUAUUUUUUUUUAUUCCAUUAAACAUUCAUAUAUUAAAAUAUAUUAUAUUUUAUAAGAUCAUUAUUCUAGAGAUACAUUAUAAAGCUGAAUAUAUAAUAUCUACAUUUUUUAAUAAAAUUAAUAUAUAAAUACAUUUAUAUUUUUAAAAAAAAUGAUAAAAUAAUGUUCAAUUGAAUCUUAAGUACACUGAAAGCAAGUAUUGAUAAGAACUUUCUAGAUAUAUUAUAUGAAACAUUUGAGAUAUUUUAUAUGAAACAAAUAUAAAUAAGGAAAACAAAUAAUAAAAAUAAAAUAAAGAUAGAAUUGUUAGUACCAACUAUUGAGCAUUAAAGAUAUCUAAAGAAUACCAAAACAUCUUUCUAAAAAUAUGAUGGUGUUAACAAUCAAUUCUUAUCUUUUUUUAAAUUUUAUUUUUUUAUAUUCAAUCUUUCUUUACAUUUGUUUUACUUGAAGCAUUCUAGAAAUGUUUUUCCAAUUUAUACUUUAUUUUCAUUUUUCUUUUGCAUUUGUUCUCUUUGUUUUUAUUCGCUCUACAAAAUUUAUACCUCAAGAGAAAAAAUGAGUUUAAUAACUAGAAAUGAUUCUAGUUAAUUAUAUUGUUUUCUUUGUCUAACUGAAAAAUUAAUAAAAUAUAUUCAAUCCAAUUUUUAUGUGUAUAAGUAUUAUACGCGUAUAUAUUUUUAUUUUUAUACCAUACAUAUUUUAUAUAUAAACAAUAUAAUUUUUCGUUUUUAAUAUUUCAAAAAUAUUCUAUAAAUAUAUUAACAUCCUGAAUAUUUUUCAUUUCCUCAAAGAAAGAAAAUAUCUCAAAUACUGAAAAAUUUCACAUGUUAUUUCAUUAUAUUCUUCUACAUAAUGAAAAUAAAAUAUAUAAUAAAAUAAAUUUAGACCAUUUUACUGCCAAAAAUUUCAAUUUUAUAUCAAGAAAUCAAAAUCUGACAGAAUACAAAACUAUGAACAAUAUAUAAGAAUAUGUAUGUAUAUUAUUAUAAAAAAAAUAGUUAUAAUACUUAAUAUUUUUUAUUAUGGAAUAUAAAAUUCAUAUUCUAUGAAACUUAUUUUUUUUAACGAUAUGUAUAUUUAUUUAAUUGUUUAUUUAAAAUAGUGUAAAUAUGAAUCGAUUAUGAAUUUUUGAAACUUUUAUUGAAGGACCAGUCAAAACCAAUAAAUACUAAAUAAUUUCCAACUAA